Messenger RNA from Hypanus sabinus (Atlantic stingray), 5450 nucleotides. RefSeq lists its product as uncharacterized. Lineage: Eukaryota; Metazoa; Chordata; Chondrichthyes; Myliobatiformes; Dasyatidae. The transcript is spliced from 2 exons. Bases 1402 to 2523 code for a protein of 373 amino acids. The record is from RefSeq and is a predicted model, not a curated record.
AAAGUUCUACAUUAAAAUUUUCAGGAAUUACCAGCCUAUCUGUCUCCUCAGAGGACUACAAAACACAAAGUACUCUGCAGAUGCUGUGGUCAAAUCAACACGUACAAACAAGCUGGAGGAACUCAGCAGAUCAGGCAGCAUCCUUGGAAAUGAGCAGUCAACGUUUCGGGCCGAGACCCUUCGUCAGGACUAUCCUGCCCACAGCUUAUUCCAUAUCAGGGUUUUGGAAUGCAUGGAGGUAGGAAAAUAACACAAUAUAAAUGAUAAAUUAUAUAUUUUAAGAAAAUUUAUGAUAUUCACAGGCACUUGCACUCAUCCCUUUUACUUCGUAGUGCCCAGUCUCAAGAUUACAUUAAACUAACAACACUGAACAUCUGAUCUAUAAAAAAACAUUAGUUUAAUGAGGACAUUUAACUUUUAAAUAAAUUAUUUAAAAUAUUAUUUAAAAAUUAUUAAAAAAGUAUUAUUUAAAAAUUAUAUUAGUUAAGUUAAAAACUAUAAAAAUGCCCUAAUGAAAGAAACUGAAGUAUGGACUUGUGGUACCUUAUCACACUAGUAGGAGAGUCUCAAGCAAAGAGGUGAUAACAACAUGAUAAAGGGCCAGUCAUUUAAAACAGAAAUAAACUUUAAAUUUUUUUCUCUUGGAAGUUGGUAAAUCUCUGCCCCAGCUGGAAGCUGGAUAAUCAGGAGUGUUCAAAGUAGAAGGCAAUAAAUAAUUUUUAGAUGUGGAAUAGAGUGUUUUGGAGAAAUGGUGCAGAACAGAAAUCGAGGCUAGCACAGAUCAGCCACCAUUGUUACGAUAUAUUUGUACGUGCACUCGUGGGCAGACAAUUAAAGUCGGUGCGCAUGCGCCGUUGUUUUUAUCUGAAAUAUCUGUCUCAAAACAUGGUGGCAGCAGUGGUGCUCAGAAAAUUUGCUUUUUCUCAACCGCAACGCCCAAUUUUUUGGCAGCACAAUAAUAGAGCAACUCUGAAACAUCGGAGGGUGAGUGUAAGUGUAGAAAAGUAUCAACCGAGAUGAGCAACUAGCCACAAAUAGAGAUGGGUGUAGAAACAACACCCAGAGGUGAGACAGCAGAAUCUCAGCAGCACCCAGCACCCACGGGCGACCCUGUGCUGGGGAACCAUGGUCGGGCCAGAAGUCCUCCCCCAGUCAGCGGCAUUCGCCUGCCACUGGCCAUGACGUUCAACCACGGACUGAUAGACGAAUGGAAGACAUGGCGGCAGAUGUGGACUCACUACAGCGUCAUGGCACAACUGCACAAACAAGUUCCAGAAUACCAGACGGCAUUAAUUUUGCAUACAAUUGGACCGUCAGGACUUGAGGUCUACAACAGUUUUGUGUUCGCAGAUGAGGCUGAAAGCCAAGACCUUACAAAGAUUUUAGCUGCAUUUGACAGAUAUGCUAUCGGGGAGAAAAAUGAGACACGUGAACGGUACUUGUUCAACAAGCGGCAACAAGAACAAGAUGAGACAAGAUGAGUUUCUUGCCAGCCUUAGAUCUCUUGCAGAGACAUAUAAUCUUUGCUCGCGUAUGUCAGACAGUCUGCUGAGAGACAAGAUCGUACUGGGCAUUAAUGACUCUCAAACCAGAAAACGUCUGUUACAAGAGAGAAAGCUAACGCUCAAUAACUGCAUUGACAUCUGUAAAAGCACAGAAAUGGCUGAAUCACACCUACAACUAUUCAGUACAGCUGCAGAUAGCAGAUCCACUGCUGUCCAUGGGAUUAAACCUCGCGCUAACAAGAAAGGUUCGAAGCAUCCUGGACAGAAGGCUAGUGCUUCCGGUGGAGCCAGAGCAAAAGGUACCUUGAACAGCUGCAGAAGUAAAGUGAACCCUUGCAAGUACUGUGGCACAGAACAUGUAAGAGACAAGCAACAAUGCCCAGCAUACGGACAGGCUUGUGGCAUUCGAAAUCACUUUGCAAAGGUAUGCAAGCAGAAGCCUGUGCAUAGGGUGGAAGCACAAAGCGAUGACCAAACCGACAGUGACAGCAGCACCAAGUUUAUUGACAAUGUCAUACUGGUGGCCAACAGUUUGAAGACAAAGGAUGACGUAUUCGCACAGAUGCUCAUCAAUGGAAAGCCAAUAGAUUUCCAAGACCACAGCAGGUCAAGCAUUAACAUUUUACCCCGCAAAUACUUGGAGGGAGUAGAUCACACACCAAGACAAUGCACAAAAAAGCUGAUGAUGUGGAACAAGACCACCAUGGAUGCAGAAGGGAUGUGCAGAGUGAAAUUGCAUAACCCCACGACGAACCGCAAAUAUUCUGUCAAAUUUGUUGUGGUCACUGACAACUUUACAACAUUAUUGGGAAGCAGGGCCAGCCAGCAAAUGAAGCUGAUUAUGAUCACCGAUGACAACUUUUGCAGAGUGCAUGUAUCUACACUCAAAGAAAAACAAUGCACACCAGAAGAAUGCUAUGAAGAGGUGUUCUUCGAUGCGCUCAGGGAGCUUCCGGGUGCAGCCCAUCUACAGAUUGAUGCGGAAGUUCAACCCACAGCGUUAUCCCACGACAUCUAACUCACGCUAUGAAGCAGAAAGUGAAAGCUGAGCUUGAUCAACUGGUAGAUCGCAAGGUGAUAGCUCCAGUCCAUGAACAUAGAAGGUGGGUUAGCCAGCUAGUGGUUGCAGAGAAGAUGCAUUGACCCUUGACCUUUGAACAAAGCACUGAGGAGAGAACACUACCCUCUUCCGGUAAUAGAGGACAUUUUGCCAUAUUUUGACCAGUAAGCUUGAUAUGAGUUCUGCAUUCUGGCAAGUGAAAUUGGACAGUGAAUCAAGCGUGCUCACCACCUUCAACAUACCUUUUGGGUGGUAUAGAUGACUCAGACUUCCGUUUGGAAUCAGCAUGUCAUCAGGCACUGGAAGGAUUACCGGCAAUGAUCUGCGUCACAGAUGACAUUCUGGUGUACUGAAAAGGGGAAACGCAGGGAAGGGCAAUCGCCGAUCAUGAUGUGAAACUUGAGCAGCUAUUACAGCGUUGUGCAGAGCAGCAUAUCAGGCUCAACAAGAACAAAUCUGUCUUCAGAGCGACAGAGAUACCCCUUUUGGGGCAUCUCAUCACAAGUGAGGGACUUCAGCCAGAUCCUAAAAAGGUCGCUGACGUUCUCAACAUGCCAGCACCCACAGAUGUGCAGGGAGUGCAGUGAUUGAUCGGAUUUGUCAACUACCUGAGCUGUUUCCUACCAAGUCUCUCAGAUACCUUGAGCCAAUAAGACAGCUGACAGAGCCAGAUGUAGCAUGGGAGUGGUCAGCUGAGCAGCAAAACACUCUCUCCAAGACCAAGCCGAUGGUAUCUGCAGCACCGGUGUUAGCAUACUACAAUUUUAAGAAAGAGCUAACCAUCCAAUGAGAUGCCAGCAACAAAGGCCUAGGGGCAGCACUUCUCCAGAAGAAUGCAAGCAGAGCGCUAACGGACACAGAAACGCUUUACACAGUGAUCGAAAAGGAAAUGCUUGCAAUCGUUUUUGCACUUGAGCAUUUUCAUCAAUACACUUUUGACUGCUUCACAAGAGUACUCUGCGAUCACAAACCUUCAAAAUGAUAGUUAAGAAGCCAUUGGUGAAGGCACCAAAGUGCCUACAGGGAAUGCUUCUUCGCCUGCAGAGCUAUGAUUUCGACAUCACCUACUAUCAAGGAAAGCUCACGCACCUCACAGAUACGCUAUUGUGAGCAGUUAGCAGUGCUCCAGACCAGGAGAAUAUCUUCGACGAAGUCAACAUGCUAUUGCACCUGCCAAUCCGCGAUGAGCUACCAGAGCAACUCGCACCUUACUGUAGCUAUAGGGAUGAGCUUGCAGUCCAAGAUGGCUUAAUCUUCAAAGGUGAGCGUGUCACCAUACCGCAAAGUGAACAAAAGCAAAUGAAGGAAAGGAUUCAUUCGUCACACUUGAGCAUAGAAGGAUGCCUCAGACGCACACGCGAAUGUCUUUUUUGGCCAGGCAUAAGCAGUGACAUCAAGCAAUAUAUUGCUACAUGUGAUGUAUGUUGCACAUACGAAAUGAAUCAGCAGAAAGAAUCGCCUAUAAGUCAUGAGGUACCUGCUUGGCCGUGGGAAAAGAUAGGUACCGACCUACUUACAUUCGAAGGAAAAGAGUACCUCAUCACAGCUGAUUACUACAGCUAUUACUUCAAGGUAGACCUUCUUUGCGAUAUGACCAGCACUGCCGUUAUUCGCAAACUGAAGGCUCACUUUCAAGAUAUGGUAGCCCAACACAAGUGAUAAUGGGCCACAAUACACGUCAGCGGAAUUUCACAGAUUUACAUGAGAAUGGGAUUUUGAGCUCUUGUGUAGCAGUCCCGGAAAUAGCAAAGCAAAUGGAAAAGCUGAAUCAGCAGUUAAAACAGCUAAGCGGAUCCUCACAAAGAGCAGCAAAUUGCGAGCAGAUCCCUACCUUGCACUUAUAAACCAGCUCAACACACCUUCGCAAGGGCUCAGCACGAGUCCUGCCCAGCGUCUGAUGAAUUGUCACACAAGCAUACAAAACAACGCGUCCAGCAGCAGGCCGACAAUUACAACAAAUCAGCCAAAGAUCUUGCCCCACUCGACGAAGGGGAUACUGUGGGCGUGCAACCCCUGGUGCAAGGUAAAAAGAAUUGGGAGAAAGCAAUUGCGUGUUGGCGCCUUGAUGAGCGUUCAUAUGCAGUUCAAACCCCUUCUGGGAUCUACUUCACGCAUACAUCUACGAAACACGGCCGAGGAACCGCCUGAAAAGCACAUUAUCAGGCAAAAUCAGGUCAAACAACCAAGAUCAAUGAUCACAGUGUGCCUACCGCAUCAAAUGCACACACAAACACUAGCAGACGCUAGUGAUACAACACAAACGUUGAAACAUGCAAAUAACAAACAAGAAGACUCAGACAAAACAGUAAAAACUCGUUCUGGCCGCACAGUGAAAAGGCCACAAUACCUAGAAGACUUUGUCCUACACAGAAUAAUUGUAUGAACAAUAAGACUGUGACACUAUUUGGCAUUUUAAUGCCAUGUUUAUACUCAGAGGAGGACCAUGUCCUAUUUGAGGUUGUGUAGUUUGUAGUUUGAUGUUAAAGUCGAAUUUUAGUAUGUUUUAUAUUUUGUAUAUAUGCUCCCACAAACAGAAAUAAUGAGUGGUAUGUAUUUGUGACACGCAUAGAGACAUAAAGCAUGAUUAAUGAAUGCUUUGAAAGUUAAUCCCAUGAAAAUAUACUGGAAAGCAGACUCCAGAGAAAUGAGUUUAAUUGUUAAAUACAAUUGUUCCUUUACUUUGUUUUGAUAUAAAGAGGGAUGUUAUGAUAUACUUGUACGUGCACUCAUGAGCAGAUGAUUGAAGUUGGUGCGCAUGUGAUAUUGUUUUUAUCUGAAAUAUCUGUCUUGAAACAGCCAUCACUUAAAAUGGUGGGGCAAGGUAGAAAGGCCUGGUGGCAUGACCCCUGUUCCUAUGUGAGUGGGUUCUAGCAUAUCAUUUCUUG